UUGAAAUAUUGAGUAAUACCGAUCAAGAAAGUUAAGAAAAUGGAGGAAGCAACAGUGGUAAUUGUGGGUGGAGGUCCUGGUGGACUUGCAGUUUCAGCAUGCCUAUCAGAAAAGUGUAUCUCUCACAUAAUACUUGAGAAAGAGGAUUGCAGUGUCUCUCUUUGGAGAAAAAAUGCAUAUGAUAGAGUAAACCUUCAUUUGGCUAGCGAGUUUUGCUCUUUGCCUCUCAUGCCUCACCCACCUUCAGCCCCAACAUUCCUAUCCAAAGCAGAUUUUCUUCAAUACAUAGACACAUACAUUGCACGUUUCAACAUAAACCCUCUUUACUCUCGUUUUGUUGAGUCUGCCAAGUACGAUCAAGUUGGGAACAAGUGGAGGGUAGAAGCAAAGAACACUCAAGAAGACAAGGUGGAAGUUUACGUGGCUAAGUUUCUUGUGAUUGCCACAGGUGAAAAUAGUGAAGGCUAUAUUCCUAAUGUGCCAGGACUAGGAAGCUUUGAAGGAGAGAUAGUGCACUCCAAAUACUACAAAUCAGGUUCAAAAUAUGAAUCCAAAGAGGUUUUAGUAGUUGGUUGUGGUAACUCUGGUAUGGAGAUUGCUUAUGAUCUCCAAGAUUUUGGUGCAAGAACUUCUAUUGUUAUCCGAAACCCGGUUCAUGUCCUCACCAAAGAAUUGGUUCAUCAAGGUAUGUCUGCACUGAAGCAUUUAUCGGUUGAUGUUGUGGACACUAUGGUUACCUUUUUGGCAGACACAGAAUAUGGUGAUCUCUCUAAGUAUGGAAUUUAUCGCCCCAAAAAGGGACCAUUCUAUCUUAAGGGUGUUAUUGGAAGGUCUCCGGUUAUCGAUGUCGGAACCAUUGCAAAGAUUAAGGAUGGGGCAAUUAAGGUAAUUCCUUCUCAUAUAACGGGAAUUGAGAACAAGAAAGUCAUCUUUGGAAACAAUAAAGUAAAAGAGUUUGAUGCGAUCGUGUUUGCUACUGGCUAUAGAAGCAUAGUUAAUACGUGGCUUAAGGAUUACAAAUAUGUUCUAAACGAUGAGGGGAUGCCAAAAAAUGAAUUUCCAAAUCACUGGAAAGGUGACUAUGGAUUGUAUUGUACAGGAUUGUCAAAAAGAGGCUUAUUUGGAGUUAAAAUGGAUGCUGAAGUUAUUGUCAAUGAUAUCAAUCAAACUCUUAAGUUACAUUAGAAAGUAUCUUUCCUACGAGUCUCUUGCAUAUAAUUUCCAUAAAUGGGAUUAUAAUAUAUUAGUUAUGAUGAAUAUAUUUUUAAUUUCAUGUAUUAUAUUACUACAUGAAAACUAAAGGGCUAUGGUAUUUAAAUUCAUCAUAUAAUC
Messenger RNA from Cajanus cajan (pigeon pea), 1332 nucleotides. The record is from RefSeq and is a predicted model, not a curated record. Lineage: Eukaryota; Viridiplantae; Streptophyta; Magnoliopsida; Fabales; Fabaceae.